Molecule: messenger RNA, 4795 nt
Organism: Magnolia sinica
Lineage: Eukaryota; Viridiplantae; Streptophyta; Magnoliopsida; Magnoliales; Magnoliaceae
Exons: 9
Coding region: 639-4145 (1168 amino acids)
Biological process (GO): signal transduction; protein phosphorylation
Cellular component (GO): cytoplasm
Molecular function (GO): protein kinase activity; protein binding; ATP binding
Source: RefSeq, a predicted model, not a curated record
AUCCCAUCAUCAUCAUCAUCAUCAUCAUCAGCAGCAGCAUCCCCAUUCCCUCUCUCUCUCUAAUAAUCAAUUCCUCUCCAUUUCCAGACCGUUCUCUUCUCAUCUCCCUCUCGCCAUUUCUCUCUAAUAACGAAUAAUUCUCCAGAAGAAGAAGAAGAAGAAGCUGAAACUGCUGCUUUUAUAUUUUCUAGGGUUUCUGUUUCUCUCCCCAAUCUGCAGAUCGGACUGUCGCUCUCUCUACAGAUCUCACGACCGUGUCCGAUCGAAGACGGAUAUGCAGGCGGGUUUCCUUCGUUUUUGAUCUGUAGAGGUUCUUGUGCAGCAGAUCUCGUUCCAGCUCGAGCUUGUUUUCGGAUUUUAGGGUUUCUGCAAGGUCUGAUUAGUACAGUCAGAAUCUGUGUUUUGAGAUUGGAAUUCGGUCCUGGAGGUUGUGCUGGUUUGAUUUGUGAAUCUCGUUGGGUGUUUUUUUGAUGGUCGGUUGUCGAUUUUGAUUGGCAUAUCCGAUCGGCGGAUCGGAUGCGUUCGGUCCUGUUUGUGGCAAUGGAAUUCGUGGUGGUUUGGGGAUGGGAGAUGCUGGGGGGUGUUCGGUUUGUUGAUUCGGUUGGGCUGUCGAUGCACAGCCUUUGGUUUUGAUCCUCAUGUGUAAUAAAGGGAUCGGAUGCGUGCGAUCCUUUUCAGUGUCUGAAACUUCCGUCGAUCAAACCCAGGCUCUGUUCACGAUGGAUGGCUCCGCUGCGCCUGUACCGACAAACACCGCCGCUGCUGAUGAGACCCCGCGUGUUGCUGCUGCUGACGAGACCCCGCGUGUUAAGUUCCUGUGCAGCUUUGGAGGCAGUAUCCUGCCCCGCCCGCUCGACGGUAAGCUUCGGUAUGUUGGUGGCGAAACCCGGAUUGUGAGCAUGCCGCGUGAUGUCACCUAUGAGGAGCUGAUGUCGAGGAUGCGGGAGCUCUUUGAAGCUGCAGCGCUGCUAAAGUACCAGCAGCCUGAUGAGGACCUCGACGCGCUGGUAUCGGUUGUGAAUGAUGAUGAUGUCACAAACAUGAUGGAGGAGUAUGAUAAGCUUGAUGCAGCAGGCGAUGGGUUUACCCGCCUCAGGAUAUUCCUCUUUUCGCACCCUGAUCAAGAUGUUUCUCCACAUUUCGAUGCAGAUGAAAGAGAAACUGAGCGAAGGUAUGUCGAUGCACUGAACAGCAUGUCUGAUACUGCUUCUGACUUUAGAAAGCAACAGGUUGAUGGCUUGAUCUCUGGGCAGUUGGAAAAAAUUCACUCUGGCGAACAGUUCUACAACCCUAUGAAUUGUGAGGUUCAGUUGCCGCCAUUUAACUUGCACCACAUCAAUGUCCCUCAUCCAUCAUCCGGGCAACACUCACAACCACAUACUCAAAGAUACAACGAGAUGGAGGCUCCAUGGAGUCCCGCCUACUAUUCAGCCGGGCACCAUCCUGCCCAUGACCCACGGCCUGUUCCUGAAUUUCCAUCUUCGCCCUCAGCCAGACGCUACCGUAUGCCUUUCGGGGAUUUACAUGAUAAGUGCAUGGAUAGGAUGUUGGAAGAAUAUGGCCGGCAUCCGAUGAAUCAUCAGCCACCAUAUGAUCACCAACCAGCUUUCGUUGAUAAUGUGAUGUGGCUGCCGCCUGGAGCAAUUGCCAGUGAAAAAUCUGGGUAUCCUGGUAAUUUGAGUCAUUCUCACAACGUCUUUGACGGGAAUAGUAUUUGCGAGCAUUGCAGAAUGGCUUUCCAGAAAAACCAAGCUUUGUUGGAGACCCGAUAUCCUGAUGCUCGCUGGAGGCACGGACAACCCCACAUGGAACAGUCAAGCUCGGGGAAUGAAUUCGUGCAAUUCUCUAAUCGGUGUGGCGAGUGCUUCCCCAGUAGGGAGGCUUACAUGUUGAAUCCAGAAUCAAAAUUGGACCCUGGAGUCUACUCGAAUGAGCAAAAUGAGCAUCGUCCCUUCUAUAACGAAUCCCUUAAUCACGAAAGAGGGUGGGUUCUACACCACCAACUGAACCAUCAGGCCGAGGAACCCAGAACGCAACUAUCCGGAGCUAGUGGAAGGGUCAACGAGCACUACAUGGUAGAUGGCAGUGGCAUGAACAUGAAUUUUCCUUUCGUGCAUGAUGGGCAUUCAGUGUCUUCCAACUGCAUCAAUCAUGAUGAUCCUCGGUAUAUCCAUUCUGGUGCAGAGCUGGGGAGCGAAGCAUUUCAUGACCAAACAGUUGGACCUGGACCUGGACCUGGACCUGGACAUCACAUGCACAUCCAGCCUCUUGAAGACUCUGGGAUCCGGUAUGGGAAUUUCCCUCCUGCUUAUGGAAUGGAUAGUCAUUAUCAAGGAUCACAUGGGUCUGUGCAGAUGCAUGCUCUACGGAGACAGGUGCAGAAUCCUAUUCGUGGAGGUCCAUCAUAUGAAGCAUCGGGUAUUCUACCACAGGCAAAUGGUACAGUUAAUGCAGGGUUCAUUAGGGGUGCACAAGAGGGAAGUCCAAGGCUCAGCCGUGUUGGGAUGGAAGAUCGAAACCCUUGGGUCGGGCACUGUGGAGGUUCCUCACAGAAAGUAUUUGGCUUUGAUGGAUCAGCUGCCCAAGAAUAUCUUCAUGACCAUGCACCCAAACUGAACUCAAACAUUCUUUUUCAGGAAAAUCAGCACUCCUUUGCUCCAGAAGCUGUUCUGCGCCAACCUGAGAUACUGGACUUUGCAAUUGCUGCAGCACCUGUGCUCCGGAUGCCUUCAUCUUCAACUUUAGUUGAUGAUAGAACUACUAGUUCCACCAUUUCAGGCCACUAUCUCAGUCCUACGAGUGCAACUGAUGUCGCUGCAGCAGUGAAACCAGAGGAGAAAACUAUCUUUGGAGAGGCUUAUGAAGCAAAACAAGUGGAAACAGUGAAGGAACCUGAUGUUCAAAAUAUUCCUCCUCAAAAUAAAAAUCAAAUGAUGAUGUUUGAUUUAAAUGGCAUCAAGCCUAUUGAAGAUGGCGGUGAUACCACAAAAAUCAGCGACUCUAAUGCUCAUGGUGCAUUAGAGCACAGGAGACUCUCCACUCAGUAUUUGAGUUUUUUACCUGAGUUGAUUGCUUCAGUAAAGAAAGCAGCCUUGGAAGGUGCUGAGGAGGUGAAAGCCAGAGCUCAAGCAAAUGUUGAUGAUGGUGUUCUACAACAUCCAGAUGUGAAGGAAGCAUCUGUACAUGAAUCAGAACCUGUGAACAACAUCGAGUUGGAGCAUGAUUCUGAUAAUGACCAUCCGGACACUGCCAAGAUUGAGCCAACGAAGGCUGAGGAAGAAGCUUUGGCUAGAGGAUUACAGACAAUAAAAAAUGAUGAUUUGGAAGAGAUCCGAGAGCUGGGUUCUGGUACAUAUGGUGCUGUCUUUCAUGGUAAAUGGAAAGGUUCUGAUGUUGCGAUAAAAAGAAUAAAAGCAAGCUGCUUUGCUGGAAGGCCAUCUGAGAGAGAACGUCUGAUUGCAGAUUUCUGGAAAGAGGCUCUGAUAUUGAGUUCUUUGCAUCAUCCAAAUGUUGUUUCGUUCUAUGGUAUAGUUCGUGAUGGUCCUGAUGGAACUCUAGCAACUGUUACGGAGUUCAUGGUUAAUGGUUCUUUGAAACAAUUUCUACAGAAGAAGGACAGAACUAUCGAUCGUCGCAAGAGACUCAUUAUAGCCAUGGAUGUUUCCUUUGGGAUGGAGUAUUUGCACGGAAAAAAUAUUGUUCAUUUUGAUCUGAAGUGUGAGAAUCUGUUAGUAAAUAUGAGGGAUCCUCACCGGCCUAUCUGCAAGAUUGGUGAUUUGGGCUUAUCAAAGGUAAAGCAACACACGUUAGUGUCUGGAGGUGUUCGUGGAACUUUACCAUGGAUGGCACCUGAGCUUCUUAGUGGGAAAAGCAACAUGGUAACUGAAAAAAUCGAUGUUUAUUCUUUUGGUAUAGUUAUGUGGGAACUGCUUACUGGAGAGGAGCCUUAUGCAGAAAUGCAUUGUGCUUCCAUAAUCGGGGGCAUUGUGAACAACACAUUGCGUCCACAAGUUCCAUCAUGGUGCGAUCCAGAAUGGAAAUCUUUGAUGGAAAGCUGUUGGUCUUCUGAUCCGGGGGAGCGACCAUCAUUCUCGGAAAUUUCUCAGACACUGAGGAAGAUGGCUGCAGCAAUAAAUGUCAAGUGAUGGGUUCUGCUUGCAUAUAAUGCCUAUUCUGAAGCGUGUAGUUUUGUUUUUCUCACUAUGUAUAUCUUCCUUAUAGUCGAGAAAAGGAAAACCAAAAAAAAAAACAAAAAAAAACCAAAAAAAAAAAAACAUAGGGUGUUGCUGCUUCAGGGGGGAAAAAAUUAGAUAGAUACAGGUCAAUGCAAGGAAUGUGCUGCUGCCUUUGUUAGGCACACCAUUGAACCUUUUAUAGUUCUGCUAUACGUGGUAUUUGUUCUUCAUAGAGAGUGACUAUAUGCAUCCGUAUUGGAAUGUACUGUGGAAGACACCAAACCAGGACACAGGAAGGCUUGAUCAAAAUGAUCACACAUUAUUUUUGGAUGUGGAUAAGAGAGCAUUUUGUAUAGAUCUAUGGCAGCUACUGGAAUGCAGAGUAUGAUGUGGGGUUUUUUUCUUUUUUCUUUUUUCCAAGUGGAAUUGGUGGCAUGCAAGGAUGUAAAUAAAUUUUGUUUUAUUACUAUGUUCUGCCCAUAUGUGGAUUAAACCUUGGGACCGGAAAUUUUGUUAUAUUAUUUUUACAUAUGUUAUAUAGAUAUUCAGGCAGAUGUAUAAUGUUAGAGAAGAAAUAAAAGAAUAUAUUAUAGGUAGAAACCCAUCCCUCAAAUUUUUUA